AUGGCACAUGGCUGCGGCAGGCUCAGCGCCUGCGCCUCCCGCAUAUCCUCCACGACAGAGCUGCGGUGGCGCGCGCUCGUCUUUGCUUGCCUCGUCUUCGGCAGCCUGAUGAUUGCGACCGGUGAGCAUGAGAGCACCCAGGCUGCGACCAACUGGUACGUCCUCUAUGUGUACAGCGGUCUGCUCAUAUUGACGGCGCAAAUGUCAGACACCGCCACCGCCUUCUUCCUCGGCCGCGGCGACUCCGUCUGGACGCAGCUGCGCUAUAUCUUUCUCGGCAGCGCGGCGCCACGGAGGGACGAGGCGCUGGUCGAGCCGCUGGCGCGCGGUGAGGUUGGGUUCUGGACGCUGAUGCCGUCCGCCUUUAUCACGUGGAUCUUUGCAAAGUCAAUCCAGAACGCCGCGGUGCUGGGUGGCUACUUUGGCGUGCUGGGCGGCGUCGGCUACGCGGGCUGGUACACGUCCUUUGCGUCGGCGGCCGCGGUCGGGUACGUGCUUCGGACGAGGCACGGGUUCACCUCGCUCCCGAGGGCGGUCGAGCGCUGCUACGGCCCGUGGGCGAGUGGGUGCUUCUCGCUCGCGCUGCUCUUCCGGCUUUGGAACGAGGUCUGGUCCAACGCGUCCGUGGUGGCGAGCUUCUAUGGAGAGGUGCACUCCACCAACUGGUGGAUCGCGGUGGCGCUGUCGACUGCCGUGCCCGCAACGUACGUCGUGAUGGGCGGCAUGCGCGCCUCGCUCGUCUCGGACCAGCUGCAGGCCCUCCUCGGCGUGACGAUGCUCUUCUCGAUCCUUGGCCUGAUCGGGGACGACAUGCCGGGCGGUCUGGGCGAGGUGUGGAGCUUCAGUCCGCCCGGCGGCUGGCUCGACGGCGGCGGGACGCUGCUCGGCGCCGCGCUGAUCCAGGGCCUCACCUCAUACCCCUUUCACGACCCAGUCCUCACCGAUCGCGCCUUCCUCUCGCGCCCGCGCACGAUGCUCGCCGCCUUUUUCGUCGGCGGCGCCAUCGCGGCCACCUUCAUCAUCCUCUUCUCUGCCGUUGGCAUCUACGGUUGCUACGUUGCAGGCGCCGUCAAGAACGGGGCGCCGGUCGACGUGGCGCGCUCCCUCUCCUCGGCGGCGUUCACCUUCAUUAACCUCGUUAUGAUGACCUCGUCGCUCUCUACCCUCGACUCGACCUUCACCUCGUGCGCCAAGCUGUGUGCCCUCGAGCUGUUUGGCUGGCUCCGCCUCGAAAAAGACGCGCGCCCCGCCGGUAAGCGAGGCCCGCUCGCGCCCGCCGACGCAUCGGUCACGUCGGCGCACAUUGCCCUGGGUCGCGCCUCGAUCCUCUCCCUCGCCCUUGCCGGCGCACUCAACUUGCUUGCCGACACCGAGGCCCUAUCGGCCACCACCGUCUCCGGCACGAUGGUGAUGGGGCUGGGGCCGCCCGUGCUGCUGCUGCUCGCCUGGCGCUUUGGAGCGCCGGACGGCUCCGCGCCGCUCGCUUUCCUCUUCUCCUUCGUGCCAGGCAUCGUCUUUGGCGCUUUGUACUCUGUCGCGACCGCCAAGCGCUACUUCACCGACGAGGACGGCGCCGCAGCGAGCGAGUACCGCUACGAGGCGUUGCGCGAGUCGCUCAUCGACAGGCUCGCGAUGGGUACGGGGCCGUACAGCCUGCUGCUCGGCAUGAACGUUAUUGGACACUGCACCUGCUUUGGAGGCUGCGCCGUCGGCUUCGCCGUCCAUGCCCUGGUGUGGAAGCUGCCACGCACCAUCGGUGAGCCGACCGUCGAGGACCCAAAGACGGGAGAGCGGCGACCGCGCCCCGGCCACAAGCAGGGCGGCGACGCCGAGGAGGCGGAGCCUGCUCAAGCGGUCGGCCUCUGA
Molecule: messenger RNA, 1866 nt
Organism: Emiliania huxleyi CCMP1516
Lineage: Eukaryota; Haptophyta; Isochrysidales; Noelaerhabdaceae
Exons: 3
Coding region: 1-1866 (621 amino acids)
Source: RefSeq, a predicted model, not a curated record